Rosa rugosa (rugosa rose) is the source of this 1389-nucleotide messenger RNA. Its product is annotated as ABC transporter C family member 2-like. The coding region runs from base 1 to 1389 and encodes 462 amino acids. Gene Ontology annotation, biological process: transmembrane transport. Gene Ontology annotation, molecular function: ABC-type transporter activity; ATP hydrolysis activity; ATP binding. Gene Ontology annotation, cellular component: membrane. The record is from RefSeq and is a predicted model, not a curated record. The transcript has 5 exons. NCBI's taxonomy places the organism in Eukaryota, Viridiplantae, Streptophyta, Magnoliopsida, Rosales, Rosaceae.
AUGGCCCGUGAGGUGAAGCGAUUGGAUUCUAUCAGCAGAUCCCCUGUAUAUGCACAAUUUAGUGAAGCAUUGAAUGGUUUAUCAACUAUUCGUGCAUACAAGGCAUAUGAUUGGAUGGCGGACAUUAAUGGAAAAUCUGUAGACAAUAAUAUCAGAUUCACACUGGUGAACAUGAGUGGCAACCGUUGGCUUGGAAUUCGUUUGGAAACAUUAGGAGGCUUCAUGAUAUGGUUAACAGCUACCUUUGCUGUUAUGCAGAAUGGAAGAGCAGAGAAUCAGCAGGAGUUUGCAUCCACUAUGGGUCUCCUCCUUAGUUAUGCGCUUAAUAUUACAACUUUAAUGACCGCUAUGGUAGAUUUGCGUUCAGAGGCUCCUGCUGUCAUUGAGAGCAACCAACCCCCUCCUGCAUGGCCUUCAUCUGGAUCAAUAAAAUUUGAGGAUGCUUUGUUACGUUAUAGGCCUGAGCUUCCUCCAGUUUUGCAUGAGUUGUCUUUCACAGUUUCUCCAGGUGAGAAGGUUGGAAUUGUUGGAAGGAUUGGGGCAGGGAAAUCCAGCAUGCUGAAUGCUUUGUUUCGAAUUGUUGAAUUAGAAAGAGGAAGAAUCUUGAUUGACAAUUGUGAUAUUGCUAAGUUUGGACUGACAGAUCUAAGGAAAGUUCUUGGUAUUAUACCUCAGCCACCGGUUCUGUUUUCAGGAACUGUGAGAUUUAAUCUCGAUCCUUUUCAUGAGCAUAAUGAUGCUGACAUCUGGGAAGCUUUAGAGAGAGCACAUUUAAAGGAUACCAUCAGGAGGAAUUCUUUGGGGUUAGAUGCUGAGGUCUCGGAGGCAGGAGAGAAUUUUAGUGUUGGACAGAGGCAAUUAGUAAGUCUUGCUCGAGCGCUGUUGCGGAGAACAAAAGUUAUUGUUGUGGAUGAAGCAACUGCAGCUGUUGAUGUCAGAACUGAUGCUCUUAUUCAAAAGGCUAUUGGUGAAGAGUUUAAGUCGUGUACAAUGCUGAUAAUUGCUCAUCGUCUAAAUACUAUUAUUAACUCUGACCGAAUCCUUCUGCUUGAUGCUGAAUAUGAUUCUCCAGAGCACCUGCUGUCAAAUGAAGGAAGCGCUUUCUUUAAAAUGGUCCAAAGUACAGGAUCUGCAAAUGCUCAAUAUUUACGAAGCUUGGUAGGGGAAGGUAAAAACAAGUUUGGGAGAGAAGAUCUGAACAAACAACUCUAUGGACAGAGGAGAUGGGCGACCUCUUCCUCUUCUCCCUGGGCUGCAGCUACCCAGCUUGCCUUAACUGUUAGCCUGACUUCUUCACAGAAGGAUCUUCAACUGCUGGAAAUUGAAGAUGAGAACAAUAUCCUCAGGAAGACCAAGGAUGCAGUGAUAACUCUCCAAGGAGUUCUGUAA